Molecule: messenger RNA, 3513 nt
Organism: Salmo salar (Atlantic salmon)
Lineage: Eukaryota; Metazoa; Chordata; Actinopteri; Salmoniformes; Salmonidae
Source: RefSeq, a predicted model, not a curated record
CAGUUCUUUUUCAGAGCUGAUCUAAUUGGUAUGGAGCCUCUUAGGCGUCAUUGUAGAGAGAGAAAAAACUGAGAUCAAUUAAAACAGAUUGACUGCAGUGCCGUCGAGGGCAUGACGGAUGCCCAACUCACACAAUACGUGCCCAGAUUUGGUGAUCUUAAGGCAGUACUGCAAAAGAGAAGUGGCCGCUCUCCAGGGAUCAAGUGUAUCCAAAGCUGCAGAGAGGGAUAUAGAACAUUUUAAACACUGAAAGAAAAGUAAUGAGAAAUCAGCAAAACUUUGGAAAUGCCAACGAUUAGAAAACAGAAUGUACUUUCCAAAUUGUAUGGCUGGAACAAGUUGGUGUCAACUCAUUCUACAAAGUCACAGAUAAAGAAAGGUGGUGAGACGACAAUAAAAGGCAGCAAAGACGGUUACAAUGGCAGAGCUGUUGGAGCAACAACAAAAAACUGUGCGGCAGAUGAAAGUCUCAAGGCAGCUGCCUCUAUCUCCACAGAGAAGAAUAACAGAACCAUGUACAACAGAAUCACCAACGUUUUCUCAUCUGACGACAAAAGCCUGGAAUUGGAGGAAAUCAGCACAAGGGACAUUACCAUCCGCUGCAAAGAAAGCCUGGAAUCGGAGGAAAUUGACACAGAGGACAAUCCCAUCGGCCUUCAAGCUUACCACUCCCUCCACUCACCUGGCCAGGAAGAUGACAGAACAAAAACAUUUGCAUCUGCUAUAAACAGACAGGAGGCUCUUGAUACCCCCUCACAACCAAUGGUUGAAAUAUCAGGUUUGAGUGACAAAAUACUGGGUGUAUCAAUAUCAAUGGACAAAGAAAUUCAAGUGGGAUAUGCUUUUUUUAGAUGAGUGCUUUGCUUGAUGAUGCGCUUCCAAUUGACGUUAUGUUAUUUUCAAAGCCGAGGCCUAUCCCCACCCCGCAAAGGAUACCCAGAAUCAGAAUUCGUAGAGGAAAUGUGUUCCAAGACCUGAAUGCUGCCAUUCAAGAUGGGAGUGUUUCUGAAGACACCAUUUUAGAGAGAAAUGAUUCUACCCAAUGGCACCACAGAGAAAGGUGAGGCCCAUGGUGGAGUGCUGAGGGACGCCUUAAGUGAAUACUGGGAAACAUUCAUGAGGAAGUGCACAAGUGGGACCAUGAAAAUUCCCAUGACAUGAAGGACUCAUGGGAAAUUGUUGCAAAAGUGAUGAUCCUUGGCUAUAACAUGGUAGGCUACUUCCCUUUAGCGUUGGCCAAGCCAUUUCUGCAACACUGUCUUGGAGAACAGAUCAAAUCUGAAGACUUCUUGGCAACAUUUUUGGAGUCUAUACCAAGUGAGGAAAAGGUAAUCGUCGAACAGUCAAUCCAAGAUUGCUCGUCAGUUGCUGGGAGCACAUGAUGUCAAGAUUCUGAUCAAUGAGAUGAACUGGCAGAAGAUGCUACUUGAAGUCACCCACAAAGAAAUCAUAUCCUGCCUACAUUGCUGAGUGCUGGAACAGCGUACUGAAAAGGUUGAAACUGCAUCUUGGGGGUUUUGACUAGGUUCUCGGGAGCCUCGUGCCAGAGUUGCUGCAGCUGUUAAACACGAUACCUUAAUCAAGAGGGAACAAACGAUCAUGGAUUUUUUAAAAGAAGUACAUCCAUAACUGCUCAACUAACUGCCUAAAGCAAUUUCUCAGAUUUUGCACAGGUAAUAUCAAUGUUGAACAAUGAUAAUUAAGUAGCCCACCACCUAGCGUGUGUUUUGUUUGAUAUUGCUUCUAUGGAGGUUAAAUGCAAAUGUAAUUUACUGUUUCUCUGUUAUGUCUUACUUUCUUAUACAAGUGCAGAUGUCCUUGUGUCUUUAUACAGGUGCAGAUGUCCUUGUGUCUUUAUACAGGUGCAGAUGUCCUUGUGUCUUUAUACAGGUGCAGAUGUCCUUGUGUCUUUAUACAGGUGCAGAUGUCCUUGUGUCUUUAAACAGGUGCAGAUGUCCUUGUGUCUUUAUACAGGUGCAGAUGUCCUUGUGUCUUUAUACAGGUGCAGAUGUCCUUGUGUCUUUAUACAGGUGCAGAUGUCCUUGUGUCUUUAUACAGGUGCAGAUGUCCUUGUGUCUUUAUACAGGUGCAGAUGUCCUUGUGUCUUUAUACAGGUGCGGAUGUCCUUGUGUCUUUAUACAGGUGCAGAUGUCCUUGUGUCUUUAUACAGGUGCAGAUGUCCUUGUGUCUUUAUACAGGUGCGGAUGUCCUUGUGUCUUUAUACAGGUGCAGAUGUCCUUGUGUCUUUAUACAGGUGCAGAUGUCCUUGUGUCUUUAUACAGGUGCAGAUGUCCUUGUGUCUUUAUACAGGUGCAGAUGUCCUUGUGUCUUUAUACAGGUGCAGAUGUCCUUGUGUCUUUAUACAGGUGCGGAUGUCCUUGUGUCUUUAUACAGGUGCGGAUGUCCUUGUGUCUUUAUACAGGUGCGGAUGUCCUUGUGUCUUUAUACAGGUGCGGAUGUCCUUGUGUCUUUAUACAGGUGCGGAUGUCCUUGUGUCUUUAUACAGGUGCGGAUGUCCUUGUGUCUUUAUACAGGUGCAGAUGUCCUUGUGUCUUUAUACAGGUGCCGAUGUCAUUGUGUCUUCACCCAUUCACAUCUACUUUGUUGAGCCCAAGAGUGACUUUGUGAGAAGCCCCAAUCACACACCUGCGGAUGUGUUUUGGAGAUCCCCCAACACCUACACAUCAUACCUUGAGAUGCCAGAGGAAUUCACCCAGGUCCUGGAUUCCAAGUGUGGGUGAUGGACAUCAUUUAAAUGCUACCUGACCCAAUUAUGUUGACAACACAUUCAACAACUACAUUCACAAUGUUAUGUUUUACCCUGUCUUACUUUCUUCAACUGGCGCACAUGUCCUUGUGUUGAAACUAAGAGUAACUUUGGAAGAAGCCCCCAAGACUGCUGAAGAACACACACAUGCUGUACACAAUGCCAUUGUCCCCAUCCUUGACUUUUCUUUAAAACACACUGACAUUGUUACAAUUUCUAAAUCACAAAACAAGCAUUUGUAUUUAUUAUGGAUCCCCAAGACAGCAGCUACUCUUCCUGGGGUCCGGCAAAAUUAAGGCAGAAUUUGUUAUAAGCAGUUUUUGGGAGUAUGUUUUUUCCUCCCUGCCCCUUCAUCCAACAAGUUGCUUGUCCAUCAAAAGUACACCUAAACAAUAUCAAAACUAUUUUCAAAUAAUAAUAAUAAUAAUAUUAAAUUGAGAAUACUCUGAUGGGUGACUUAUCGAUUGUGACUGAAAAGGCUGAAGAUCAGUGUGUAAUUUCGGUCUGGAGCAUCUUCUGUCUUAGUUUUCUUAACAAAAAUGUAACUUUUUUUUUUCAAAUCAUAAUUUCAAAUUGCAUACAGCCCAGAUGUUUAGAUUUUUAUAGACCAUCUGAAAGACGAGCUGCAUCUAUGUUUGCCAAACAACUACCAAUAAUUAGCGUAAGGACUCGGUUUUCACUUAUAUUUUUUACAGACGUGUUUCCACAGUGCGCACUCGUCCCAUCCUACUUUGUAAAAACUCCAU